UCAUAAAUCAUAUUUUUUUUAUGCAAAUUAUAAAAAAUUCAUUUUUGAUAAAAACAAAAUACAAAAAAGAAAACAUUCAAUUUUUGUUAUGAUUAUUUCUGUUGAUAUAUUCACACUUUGUUGCUAAAAUUUGUAUUCAUAUUUAGUCUAUCAUGAAUGCAGCGAUUGCUUUAUGCCAUUUUUGCGAGGCACACGGUCCUUGUGCAAUUUUCUGCACUCAAACUUUACGUGACACCAAACUCGAAGACCUUAAUCUAGACAAUCAACAAAUUCCAAAUAAAAUGUGUUUGGCCUGCAAUUCUUUGGGUAAAACAAAUGCAAUCUAUAGCCGAGAUAAUGAGAGUGGUGCGACGUUUCUUAGUACACAAAUUCCCAUACUCCCCGAAGUGGCAAAUCUCAUCAAACAAGCAUCGGUUCGUAGUCUGAGCUGUGAAAUAAAUUUCCACAAAGACGGUGGAUUUGUUUUCUUUGGCGACUCGUCACGAGGUCAUGUACUAAGUCAUACGUUUCAUGUUGGAGAUUUGCAGGCUCGAGGUUUCUAUCAGCUUUUUUCGAUUAUAAUUCUCAUGAAAGAUAAGUAUUUUCUGCUCAAUAUUAAACCAUUUCUAGCUGAACACCUUCAGAAAAUCUCAACAGAAAUCCAAAUAUCCGCACAAAAAAUCAAAUGCGAAGAAGCCGCAAAGGGAUCUCCGCGCCAGCGGCGACUGUCUAGCAGUCAAAUGAUGGUACAAACUCCACGAUCCUUAGUCGAACUCACCGGAGAAAAGAACAUCUACGCCAUCCUCCACUCCCAUUUCUCGUGGAUCCUGUUGGCCGGUUCGAGAUUCCUUACAGAACAUGUAACAUUUGGAAAUCUGCCAUGGCUUCCACCAGCUCCGUCAGUUAUCCGUCCAUCGAAACAAUUUAUAACACUGCCAUAUAAAACCGAUGAUGAUCAACCCACAGAAGAGGACCAAGAAGAAUCAAUGUCACUAAGGUACGUCAAACAAUUGCUGCGCAAUGAAUUCCCAGCAGCAUGCUUCUGUGCCUUAACAGGAAUAAAGAUCAUUGUACGAGGGUCACCAUCUAAAGCCUUCAACUUUAUGUCGUGCCUUAAAAAACUUCUGCCCGAGCAAAUGCAUAAUGUUAUACAAAUCGAUGCUCAACAAUUUCUUACGAAUUCCGAAUGUAAAAUCGUUUCGGUUAAGCCCGAUGUGGCGGUUCCUAUUGCAAGUAGUGCGACCUUUCGCAUUGAUUUUCUAGAUAACGAAAAUGAUAGAGUAUCCGUUAAAUGGCCAGGAGAGAUGCCAAACAAAUGGCCAGAUUUAUUAAUUAAAUUGGUGAAGGCUGUAGAUGAAGAGCGAUUCACAGAUUUGGUGUUGAACAAACAAACAAGAGUUCUCGUUGAAGAAUGGAAAAACAAAGUUAUAUGUCUCAAUCAAGCAAAAUCUUCAAGUGGUUUGGCAAAGCUGAAGAAGGUCCUCGGAGUGCAGUCACAGGAUCAGCAACUUAUCAACUACUGGAGUCCCCAUUUGCAAGGAAACUAAACAAAGCAAUGACGAAUGAAGUCCCCAACCAAUUCAAUGUAUUCAAAAUCUCAGCAUAGGAAAUAAAAAAUAAAUAUUUGUAUUUAAUUUCUAAACCAAAAUGUUGGUUCA
This is a messenger RNA of Eupeodes corollae, 1637 nucleotides long. RefSeq names its product folliculin (gene BHD). The transcript is spliced from 6 exons. Gene Ontology annotation, biological process: negative regulation of transcription by RNA polymerase II; positive regulation of TORC1 signaling; positive regulation of transforming growth factor beta receptor signaling pathway. Gene Ontology annotation, cellular component: cytosol. Gene Ontology annotation, molecular function: GTPase activator activity. NCBI's taxonomy places the organism in Eukaryota, Metazoa, Arthropoda, Insecta, Diptera, Syrphidae. Bases 153 to 1526 code for a protein of 457 amino acids. The record is from RefSeq and is a predicted model, not a curated record.